CACAAUUUAACCUGAAUUUCGUCAACUUCAUCCGUACAAUACCAUAGACGUUUGUUUUGUAUCACACUUCGAUUUUGGACACAUAUCACUAUGUCGGACCAAAAGGAUCAAAUGAUCGACAUUACGGUCGAUUUCUCUGGCGGCCUCGAAAUUCUCUUCUCCAACCAGAAACAUCAUGCUCUCUCAGUACCAGCUCAGGACGCCCAAGGCAAGCCAGCAAACGUCGGCUUCCUCAUCAACUAUCUCUGCCAGACGCUCAUGACCGACCCACGCGCUGAUCUGUUUGUGCUCGGUGGUGAACUCCGCCCAGGUAUCUUGUGUCUGAUCAAUGACUGUGACUGGGAGCUGGAAGAGGAAGAUGCCUACGUGCUUCAGCCAGGAGACAAUAUUCUCUUUAUCUCUACGCUUCACGGUGGUUAGUGCACCAAGUGAUGACGGUUGGGGGUUUUGAUGGACAGCGGAGCGAUGAUAUAUGCAGUUGCCACCCGUCCCCUUUGUUUCAUACAUGAUAAUGACUGACCGUUAUCAAAAGGUCAGUCUCUACACAGCGAUGAGUAGGUAGUACUCUAAUAUUUGAGAAAUAUGGCUUAGUUGUGUUCCUGGACCUGACGUGACGUUAAACAUGAACACGGCGAGUGCAUGCUGUCCGCGACACAGCACAACCCUCCGGCCUGAUCGGCUCACAGCGUCAUCCCACCACACCCAUAUUUCAUCCGAAC
This is a messenger RNA of Neurospora crassa OR74A, 719 nucleotides long. RefSeq lists its product as hypothetical. Gene Ontology annotation, biological process: protein urmylation; tRNA thio-modification. Lineage: Eukaryota; Fungi; Ascomycota; Sordariomycetes; Sordariales; Sordariaceae. The transcript has 3 exons. Bases 91 to 420 code for a protein of 109 amino acids. Gene Ontology annotation, molecular function: protein tag activity. Gene Ontology annotation, cellular component: cytoplasm; nucleus. The record is from RefSeq and is a predicted model, not a curated record.